Molecule: messenger RNA, 1500 nt
Organism: Eimeria acervulina
Lineage: Eukaryota; Apicomplexa; Conoidasida; Eucoccidiorida; Eimeriidae
Product: major facilitator superfamily domain-containing protein, putative
Exons: 1
Coding region: 1-1500 (499 amino acids)
Biological process (GO): transmembrane transport
Molecular function (GO): transmembrane transporter activity
Source: RefSeq, a predicted model, not a curated record
AUGGAGGAGAGUAAGGAGACGUGCGGAGGGCUGAAGGCAUGGCGCCUGCACGUGCCUUUGAAUCGAUAUCUAUUAUUAUUUUUGUACUUGUUGGUUGUAUUGGUGCGGGGCUGCACAUACUGGGGUUGGAACGGCAUUCAGGAGAUGCUGUACAAGUCAGGAGCCUAUCUAUGGGAGUGUGAUGAUCCCGAUGCGAUAACAGAGUUGAGGAUAGGUAAUGAAAAGUAUGUAGAUUGCCCUGCAAGAAAGCAGAUGCUUGGGGGUAUCUUUACAACUGCUCUCGGCUCCAAUAUGCUGUCUUCUUUCUUGGCUGGCGUUAUAUUAGAUGCUGUAGGACCGAAGAUAACGAUGCUGUUUGGUAUAGUGAUGGAUAUUGCGGGGUGGCUGUUGCUGGGCUUCUCUGGGGAGAGCUUCCGGGCUUACUAUGCAGCAGCUUUCUGCAUUGGAGUGUCUGCUGACCCUGGGUAUUUACCUUUGUUGUCUGUGAGUAAAUUAUUCCCCAAGAACUCUUCUUUUGUUAUCUCGAUCAUGGGCUCUGUACGUUCAAUCUCCUUUGCAAUACCAGUGGUUAUGUCUGCUGUCUUCCAGAGUGCUUCUUUUGCUCCAGGCGAUCUUUGGAAGAUGUGCGUGGGAUAUGUUGGGGUUGGUCAGGGUAUAUCUCUGCUAGUAACGCUUUUCUUUGUUCCUAUGGCGUCGUUCAAAGCUCCUGCUAUAACACCAGCAGGCGGAGCAGGAGAAGAAGCAGCAGCAGGGGGUGAAUUGCAGCAGCAGGAUCAGGAGCAACGAGAAGAUUCAAAGGAAGAAGGAUCUGUUUCUACAGCAGCAGGAGCAUCACCACAAAAAGAUACACGUUCUUUCUGGCAGCUUCUUCUAGAUCCGAAGUUUUUGUUGUUGCUUCCUAUCUUUGUUUGCGCUCUGGUGCGUUCAGAUUUCUAUGCAAAAUCAAAUAAAGAACAGUUACUGACUUCUGAUGGAAGAGAUCUAUACCAGCUAUUUGCAAUAUUCAAUAUCUUAAGUUUCAUUCCAGGGCCUAUUUUCGGGCGUUUGGUAGACAAGUACGGUAUUAUCUUAGUGCUGGUGUUGUUGAAUAGUGCAGGGGUGUUAAUGUUUCUGUUCCUUGUGUUUGAUCGCAUUGCAUGCAAAGGCCUUUCUGUCUUCUUCUUCUUCGUAUACACCUCGUUUGUGCUGAGUAAUGUAUAUUGCUUUAUUUCUAUCAACUUCCCCGAACAUGCCUUUGGAAAGCUAACAGGGCUUACCUCAGCUACUGGUGGUGUAUUUGUUCUUAUUAGUAUGCUGUGGUAUAAGAAGGUUCUUGAAUUUGAAUCUCCUAAUAACUUUAUAAUUGUUGACGGUAUUAUGGUUGCUGCUGGGCUUCUGGUGUAUGUACUGAUCUUUGUCUUGUGGAGAGUAUCAAAAAAACAAAGAGAAAAACCCUCAAAGAUGGAACAACAAAAAACUCUUCCAGACCCUAACGAGCCUUCUUCUACUAUUUCCGUCUAA